Hirsutella rhossiliensis is the source of this 1500-nucleotide messenger RNA. Its product is annotated as glycosyl hydrolases family 18 domain-containing protein. The coding region runs from base 1 to 1500 and encodes 499 amino acids. Lineage: Eukaryota; Fungi; Ascomycota; Sordariomycetes; Hypocreales; Ophiocordycipitaceae. Gene Ontology annotation, cellular component: extracellular region. The transcript has 4 exons. The record is from RefSeq and is a predicted model, not a curated record. Gene Ontology annotation, molecular function: chitin binding; chitinase activity. Gene Ontology annotation, biological process: carbohydrate metabolic process; chitin catabolic process.
AUGUGCCCGCCAACGGUGACCAUGUCCAGCCUGAGGCUCACCCCAAGGACCAAGUCCAUGAUAAAACUCGCGUGCGGCAUCAGACUCAGGUUGACGGUCAACCCCAAGCGCCCGUUCAUGUCCACGCUCAUGUCCACGGUCUGGCCCAUGAUCAAGUUCACCUCCACGGCCCGGCCCAUGAUCAAGCUCACCUCCACGGUCCGGCCCAUGACCAAGCUCACCUCCACAGUCUGGCCCAUGACCAAGUUCACGCCCAUGCCAACGGCCACGCCAAAAACCGAGCCAAGGCCAGCUAUAAGACUCAUGGGACCGGGACCGGCAGCCACAGGCCUCAUGAAUGCGGUCUACUUUACCAAUUGGAACGUCAACGAAACCUACUUUGAUCCAGAAAACGUCGAGGCCAAGGGCAUCACGCACGCCAUAUACGCCUUUGCAGAUAUAGGCGCCGACGGGACUGUCAAACCAAUGGAUCUUUGGGCCGACGUGCAGAAGCCCUGGAGUGGCGACACCACCGAGUCGGGCAACAACGCCUACGGCUGCGUCAAGCGCAUGUUCAUUCUCAAGAAGCGGAACCGCAAUCUCAAGACACUCCUCUCCAUCGGCGGCUGGACCGCAUCCAACGGCGGCAAGUUCUCCACCAUGGCGGCGACGGAAGAGGGCCGCAAGGCCUUCGCCGAGAGCGCCGUCAAGCUGGCGACCGACUGGGGCAUGGACGGGCUCGACAUUGACUGGGAGUCUCCCAAGGAUACGAAUGAGGCGAAGCACUUGGUACUGCUGCUCCACGAGUGCCGCAAGGCCUUGGACGAGUACGCGACGGCCCAGGGCCAGCGCUACCGCUACCUCCUGACGGCGGCCACGUCGGCCGGGCCGGCUCAUUACGAAAUCAUGGACCUCGCCGGCAUGGACAAGUACCUCGACAUCUGGAAUCUCAUGGCCUACGACUUCGCCGGCGGCUGGGACACGACGACGGGCCACCAGGCCAAUCUCUUCAUGGACCCCGACAAGCCGGAGAGCACCAAGGCCAGUACCCACCGCUCUGUCACCGACUAUCUCGGGGCCGGCAUCCCCUCGAAGAAAAUCAACCUCGGCGUACCACUCUACGGCCGGUCCUUUGCCAAGACGCGCGGCCUCGGCGCUUCCUUCCAGGGUAGCGACGCCCCUGAGGCCCGCCAAGGCACAUGGCUCUACCGCGAUCUGCCGCGACCCGGGGCCAAGGUCGAGUACAACGAGAAGCUUGUCGCCAGCUGGAGCUACAGCGAGGACAAGGGCGAGCUCGUCUCCUACGACACUGUCCGCAGCACCCAGGCAAAGGCCCGCUACAUCUUGGACCAGCGUCUCGGCGGCGCCUUCUUCUGGGAAGCCUCCGGUGAUAAGUCCGGCGACGACAGCUUGGUGGGCACCAUGGCGGCUUCCUUGGGCUCACUGGACGACACCGAGAACAUGCUCGAAUAUCCAAAUAGCCAAUACGACAACAUCAAGAACUGCAUGCCUGGUGUAUGA